AUGAAUAGUAAUCUUUUAGCUUAUAGUAGUCAAACAAUAGUAUCAUCUUUACCAUCAAUACCAUCAUCAUCAUCUAUUCCUCUAAACAACAAUAAACAACAAAAAGAAAAAGAAAAAGAAAAGAAAAAGAAAAAGAAGAAUGUACUAUUAUCAGACUUGAUCUAUUUGAUCAUAUUUAUACCUAUUUGUUAUCUAUGUUAUUACCUACCAUCAUUUUAUAUUGAAUCAUUUGAUUAUCUAUUUGAUACAAGUAAAUAUGUACUUUGGAUUUCAUCGAUCAUUAUUGGAUACACCUAUGUCAAUCUUGUUACAGAAUCUAGAGAUUAUCCUUUUUAUUGUAGAAAUAAAACUCAUAGAGACUUUAUACAAUUAUUAAUUAUAUUGACAUUGAUGUAUUUUAUUGCUCCAAGUAAAGCAUUAAUGGGAAAUAGUAAUGGUGAUAGUACUACUACUACUACCACUACUACUACUGCCAAUCAAACAUUUAUAUACAACUAUGUAACCUAUUUUAUUCCAUACUUUAUUGCAAUACAUUUCACAUACUUGGAUCAUAAUCUAUUGGUCCUAAGAAAAGCUGGUCAUAAAUUGGGUACACCAUCACUUUGGAAAACAUAUAAUUUCCAAGAGAUUAUUGCCAUUGUUCCAAUGAUUCUAUUGGUCCUUUCUCUCCUAACUUGGCAUCUUUAUUUAAUUGCUAUAAAUGGAUUAUGGAAAUAUUAUUUAAUAGUAUAUGGAACUGUACUGUCAAUUGUUUUAACUAUCAAUUAUAUACUUGCCAAGACACAUUAUCUUCACAUACACCAUUAUAUUAUAUUUGGAUCACUUAUUCCAUUCACUGCAUUCAAUAAUGCACUAUCAUCUUUUUGUCUUGGUGUUGCUACUGGAAUCACUGUAGAAGGUGUUUCUAGAUGGUCAAUGGCAAAACUAUGGUAUCCUGGUAUUAGAACUUUUAAAUAA
Messenger RNA from Cavenderia fasciculata, 957 nucleotides. RefSeq lists its product as uncharacterized. The coding region runs from base 1 to 957 and encodes 318 amino acids. The record is from RefSeq and is a predicted model, not a curated record. NCBI's taxonomy places the organism in Eukaryota, Evosea, Eumycetozoa, Acytosteliales, Cavenderiaceae. The transcript has 3 exons.